GACAGAGGCCUAAUGGGUUUUUUGAUUUUGUUGCCAUGCAUGAAAAGCUUGCGAAAGUUAGGGAAAAAAAAAAAACCGAAAAAAGAUGCGCAAUUAUAUAUAUGCAUACAAAGAAAGUACACAGAUGUUUCAGAACAUCAUGAAGUUUUGCAUACAAGG
This is a messenger RNA of Acaulospora morrowiae, 159 nucleotides long. Lineage: Eukaryota; Fungi; Glomeromycota; Glomeromycetes; Diversisporales; Acaulosporaceae. The record is from the annotation of a GenBank genome assembly.